Culicoides brevitarsis is the source of this 1113-nucleotide messenger RNA. RefSeq names its product actin-binding Rho-activating protein-like. NCBI's taxonomy places the organism in Eukaryota, Metazoa, Arthropoda, Insecta, Diptera, Ceratopogonidae. Bases 191 to 736 code for a protein of 181 amino acids. Gene Ontology annotation, biological process: positive regulation of transcription by RNA polymerase II; positive regulation of Rho protein signal transduction. The record is from RefSeq and is a predicted model, not a curated record. Gene Ontology annotation, molecular function: actin binding. Gene Ontology annotation, cellular component: sarcomere. The transcript has 3 exons.
UUGACAUAUUGUCAAAUUGUUGUCUUUUGUCAUUGUCUUCCUAUUUAUUUAACUUAAAAGCUCGUAUUACAAAAAAAAAAACCUAGCAUUGCUUGCUGAGAACAUUUUUUCUUGUUAUUUGUGAUUUUUAUCUCAUUAAGAUUAUAGAAAAUUCUAAAACUAUUUAUUGAGCAGGAACGAUUUCUUUUCUAUGUUAUCCAUCUAUGUGUUUACAUCUGCAAUGUCAUCGAAAGUACAGCAUUUUAAUCAAGUGGUUGAUAUUCAUCAAAAUCAACAAACCCUAAAUCCAUUCUCUUCACAAUGUAAUAAUGCAGGUCGCAGAUCGCCCAGACUUGAAUUGAGUGCUAGUGAGUACGGUAAACCCAAAACUGGCAGCCUUACUGAGUUAAGGGGCUUCAAGGCUAACAUUCAGGUGUUUAAAGAUAUAUUAGAACUGUGUGAGUUAAUAUCUUCAGAAGGAAAACCCUACAAUAAAGAAGGUUUAAAAAUGAUGUUUUUCGGUGAAUUGUUUCAGAUUUAUACUAAAAUAAAUGACAAAGUGGUGGGGAUUCUAAUCCGAGGUAGACGACACAACUAUUUAAAGUUUGAAGGAGAAAUGCUGUAUCAACGAAAAGAUGAUAUGGUACCAAUUUAUUUAAUUAAAUCAAUUAGCGAUAUAAGAAGUAGUAUUCAGGAUAAACAAACGGAAAUUCAGAAACAAAUAAAAGAAAGUGGAGGUACAAAUAGAUUAUUAUAAAUGGAACGCAAAGCAAAUUAGCCAUACAUUAUGUAUCAAUUAAAGAAAAUAAUUAGGUAUUUAUUAUUUAUGUUUUAGUUUAAACGGCUUUGAAAUACUUGAAAUUAGACGUUUCCUUAUCGUAAUUUUCAAACAAUUACCUGUUUAUUACUUCUUUUAUAUUACUUAAUAUUUCGAUUAUUUAAUAUGUAAUUGUACAUAAUGUAUGUGUUUAAGAAUCGAUUUUCUUUAGGGCAGAGUUAAAACUAUGAAUUCAUAUAUUAAGAUUUAUUUAUAAUAUUUAGAAUGGCUCAAUAUUGAAUUACGGAUAAUGCACUAAAUUUAAGAUCUUUCUUCUGUAAAUACGCUCUAUAAUGAUGCAAAUAAAUAGGUAUUAC